AUGGAGCCAGGUCCCCCUGGGUCCUCCCAGUAUCUGGACCAGAACAUGCUGGCUCACUCCCAGAGCCAGUGUCACCAGCCCCACCAGGCCUCUGCUCCGGUCUACACCAGCCCACACCACCAGCCCCAUCCCGCAAACCCAGGCCAGUCCCCGUUGAUGUACCCCCAGAGCCACCUCCACUACCCCCAACACCCCUCGUCCCCCUCGCCUUCCUCCUCCUCCUACAUGGAGAAGGGGGGAUACCGCCCGCCACCCCAGAACAGUUACAGCUACCAACAGACUCCCUCCAGGGGUGGCUACGAGCCCCAGCCCCCACUACAAGGCAUUCCCACUCCCCAGGAGACCCACCCCAAAUACCAACACUUCAGCCAGCCCCAGCAGAACUACUGUCUGUCCGAGCUGUCUGUCAGAUCCCCUGAGCAGUACUACCAGACAUGUAGUCCCGCCUCCAGCCACUCCCCUGCACGCUCUGUAGGCCGCUCGCCCUCCUACAGCUCCACCCCUUCCCCUUUGAUGACCAAUCCAGAGAGCUUCCAGUACAGCCAGCCACCAAUGACCCCAGGGGCGGCUUCUUCGUCCUCCUCUUCCUCAGCGGGUCUGCAGGACCAGGGCUUGCUGAUGCCGCCGCGCUCCCACCCGUCCUCGUCCCCCAACGUGGCCCACCCAACCCCGCAGCACAGCUACACACAGGGGGUUUCCAUGAAGGAGCGCUUCUCUGAGAAGCUGCUUGCCAACCCCAGCCUGUGGAGCCUGAAUGCCCUCACCUCUCAGGUGGAGAACAUCUCCAACAAUGUGCAGCAGCUGCUGCUCUCCGAGGCCAUGGUCGCCAACAAGAAGGGGGCCAAGCGCAGCAGCAUUGGGAGCAGUGGAGGCAGCUCCUCCAAGAAGGAAGAGGUUUACAAAGGAGUGCCAGGAGGCCCCGAGGGUCAGCACGGUGGGGGUCCCAUGCAGGACCCCUACAGCACCAACCAGCACCAGCUCGUCCCCAUGGAGAUGCAGGAGGGGGGGUACUCCAGUAGUUCUGACGAGCAGCUGGAGAGGGGGUACUACUACUGCGGCCAGGGCAGGAGCCCAGCUCAGGCCCCCAACAACACACACUUGGGCCUGGACACGGCCUCAUCCUGCUCCAUGACCUCUCCGGAUGACAUGUCCACCCGGUCUGGCGACUCUGUGUCCGGCCUGCAGAGCGUGGCUUCCAGGGACAACAUGACCCCUGACCCCAGGUCACAGGGGGGACACGAACCCCGACAAACCCCCAUGAAGAGUGUGGGGGAUGAGAGGUCCCCCGUGAGUGUGACAAUUCCCAGCCCCAUGAAGCAGGAGAGCCAGUCCCCUCCAGACAUCCAACGUCUUGGCUUGCCACUGAAGGAAAACUUUGAGGAGUUGGCCUGGACAGAGAAAAUAGCAGACUACGAGGAUGUAGGCGUGAAAAAGACCUCCGACAGCGAGAGUGACCGCAGAGCCAGCGAUAAUGUCACAGAUACCUCUGAGAAGCGGGAGAAAUGGCCAGAGGACGAGAAAGGCCCAGCACUGUAUAGCAAGAUCAACAAAGCAGUGACCGAGGGAAAGAGCUACUGCUACGACGAGAACAUGUACCACAAGAUACAAAACAAACAUGACCGAGGCAAAGGGGACUCGGCAGAUAAGUCCCCAAGCCUCUCAGACUCCAGCCACAAGGGAGACCUGGGCCAGGAGAUUAAAUCGGAGGCCUUCAAAUCCGAAUCUCCCACUGACUCUGAGAGCUCAGUGAAGACAUCCCCCUAUAUUUCCAGGGGUGACCUUGACCAAGAUCAAUAUUUAACAGAGAAGGAAGACAGCUCGGAGAACACAUCCCCUACCCCGCGGGGCGAGGCUUUGGACCAGAGGCUCUCCGCCUCAGAGAAGAGAGAGAGCAGAGAGGAAGAGGAGGAGGAUGAGGAGGGGGAGGAGGAGAGAAACCAGAAGUCCAUGUCUUCUCCUCUUUCUGCUGAGGAGAGAGAGGGAGAAGAGAGUGAGAGCCUGCCAUCAACUGAGAAGGACCUCAACAAUAGAACGAGCCCACAGGAGGAGCCUUCUGGAGAACUGUGCAGCAGAACAGAAGGCCAGAUCCUGGCUGAGCCUCAGCCUUACAGUAACACAGAGUCUGCAGAGCCAGAAAGCCAAGCAGCACAACCGGAUGCAACAGCAGCAGCAGCAGAAUCCCCAGAAAGUGGGUCAGCCAUUUGUGACACUCCACCCCAGUCUCACUCAGCCAUGAUGGUUUUCUCAGCUCUCAGCGAGAUAGCAACACCUCCAGCUCCGUCUCACACCAGGGACCAUAUUGAUCACAGCGAUUCCAACGUGCUGGAGCCUGACUCCCCUCAGCUGCCGGGGAAGUCCAUACUGCACUCAUCGCCCUCCUGGGCCAACACCCCACCCUCGCCAAAGAAAGGCGAUGAGGACAUGGAGCCGGGCAUCAGCUGCCCAAGCGCUGUGACCCCCUCAGCCAAGCCAGAACCCGUGGCCCCAUCUGCACACCCGCAGGCUUUCGGCCGGAAGCACAGCCGAGGCAGGAGGAGACUGAUGCACUCAGGUGUGGAAUUCAGGAGACAGCUGAGUGUGGAGAGAGAGGGGGAGAGUGCCCCCUCGCCACCGCAGAAACCCUGCAUGCCCUCCAGCAAGAGUGCUCUGUUCUCCGAUCAGCUAGACAUGGCCGCUCACCAGGACAUAAUCACAACGAGCGAGACACCCAAACUGCUUGUUGAGGGCACCCGCUCCAGAAUGUGCACUCGCUCAUUCAACGCGCAGGACACUCCUCCUAAGGAUCCCCAGCCCCCUGAAAGACCGAAACCAGGGCGGAAACCAGGUUCGAAACCAGGCCCAAAACCAGGCCCGAAGUCAGGGUUAAAACCAGGGCCUAAGCCAGGACUAAAACCAGGGCCAAAACCAGGUUCAAAGCCAAGUCUUAAACCAGGACCAAAACCAGGUUUGAAACCCGAUUCGAAGCCCAGCCCAAAACCAGGUUUAAAACCUGGGCCUAAACCAGGCCCAAAAACAGUUCUAAAACCAGGGCCUAAAACAGGUCCAAAACCAGGACCAAAACCUGGUCCAAAACCAACUGAAGGAGCACCCCGUGGUCGUCCCAGGGGUACGGGCUCUAAGUCGAAGUUGGCAGAACAGGAAGGUCCCAUUCAACCCAUAACAGGGGGUCCAGGAAGAGGCCAGAAGAGCUUGAGCAUCAACAGUCAGCAAGGUGAUGGGAAACAGGAAGUGAAAGCUCCAGGUAAGGACGGAAAGAACAUGGUCCUGAGAUCCAGAAAGCCCCCCCAGGAUAAGCUUCCAAAGGAAAAAGAGAAGGCGCAAUCAGAGGGAAUCCUGACUCAAACCCUGACAGGUAUAACAAAGCCCAAUGCAGUAUUACAAAAUGAGGAACGUAUGAGCAUAGAGCCAGCCAUCCCUGUCUUUCCUAACCAGACAGACACAAGUAUAACAGACACCAGUGUAACAGACUCCAGUAAACCAGACACCAGUGUAACAGACGUCAGUGUAACAGACACCAGUAAACCAGACACCAGUGUAACAGACACCAGUGUAACAGACACCAGUGUAACAGACACCAGUAAACCAGACACCAGUGUAACAGACACCAGUGUAACAGACACCAGUGUAACAGACACCAGUAAACCAGACACCAGUGUAACAGACGUCAGUGUAACAGACACCAGUAAACCAGACACCAGUGUAACAGACGUCAGUGUAACAGACACCAGUAAACCAGACACCAGUGUAACAGACACCAGUGUAACAGACACCAGUAAACCAGACACCAGUGUAACAGACACCAGUGUAACAGACACCAGAGUAACAGACACUAGUGUAUCAGAUCCCAAUGUAACAGAUACCAGUGUAACAGACACCAGAGUAACAGACACCAGAGUAACCGACACUAGUGUAUCAGAUCCCAAUGUAACAGACACCAGUGUAACAGACACCAGUGUAACAGACACCAGAGUAACAGACACUAGUGUAUCAGAUCCCAAUGUAACAGAUACCAGUGUAACAGACAACAGUGUAACAGACAUUAGUAUACCUGUUGCUCCACCUGAGAAACUUAAAGAACCGGCUGUAGCUGUACCUCUUGAAACUGCACCUGUACCUCCACUCAAAAGAAAACCCAGUCCUCUGCCUCUAGAGCCUCCGGUGAAGAAAAAGCGAGGUCCAAAACCAAAACCAAAACUACAACAGCCCCAGCCUGAAACUCCCCAUUCUGACCAGGCCAACCAGCCUCCAUUAGUCAAACCCAAGGAGAUGGGUGUCCGAGGGCCCAAGAGAAGGCUAAAGAGAGGCAGACACAUCAAGGCCUCUCUGAUCACUGUGCUGACCAAAGAUAACCCUCCUCCCACUAUGGCUGACGGUGAUGUGGUUAGUGAAAUGCCCAGUGUCCCUUCUCAGUGUCCCACUAAAACCAAGUACCUCCCCCCGCGCAAAGGCAGGGGUCUGAAAUACGAGGCCAUGGUUCAGAAAAUAAACUCGGGCACCGGUUCGAAGAAACACCCGCCAACACCACAGCCCGAGAGCACAGAGGCGACAGUAGAUGAAGUGACGUCAAAGCCUGUGUCGCUGCCCGUCUCGGUGGAGAGCGAGGCCCCAGUGGCGGCGGUGAGCGCCCCUGAUGUGUCACGGGAGGAGUUAGCAAGGGACGUGGGGAGCUCCACGGGGGCCCAGAACACAGAACAGGAGAGAAGGGUGCAGCAGAACACCGGGGAGGGGGUGCAGCCUGAGCCACUCCCAUCAGGGGUGCCAGACGCUGCAGCGGCGAGCGGCGCCAACAAACCCACCAGGACCAAGAGGAGGAAAUGGGCCAUGGUAGAGAGCACGGACGCCACGGUGGUCGCCAUGGAGACGGGGAGCCUGAUCAUCAACACGCCGCGGCUGGCCAAGCAGAGGGCCAUCAAAAACAACCACGAGAUGCACCUGAAACAGAGGAGGAGGAAGAGGAAAGGAGGACAGCCUUCAGAGGGGCCUGUGGCUGAUGAGGAGGUAGAGACAACAACAGCAGAACAGCAGACAGAGACACCCACUGACACAGCGUUAACAACAACGCUCGCUCUACCAGCCGGCCCAGGUGAGAUCACAGACAGGCCGCAGGUGAUCACCACAGAAAUGAUCCAGCCGCCUCCCUCCAAACGAGGGAGGAAGCCCUCUUCAUCCCCCUCCAAAAAGAGAGGGAGAGCACCAGGUGAACAGCAGAGCAGCAAACCUCUGAGGGUUCACAAAAAACCUGGUCCUAAAAAGGGAAUCAAAGACGCCAUGGAGGUGAUUGAAGCGGUGGUAAAGGCUGCAGGGAGGGAGGCCAGACUCAAGAAGAAGAAAUGGAAAAAGGAAAGCCCUGCAGUGUCAGAGGAAAAGCAGCCAGAGCCCUCUCUCAAACAGGUACUGAGUAAGACUCCUAAAAGCAGAAUCAAACACUCCUUCUGUCCAUAUGUGCGUAUGGACAGCUCCAGAGACUUCACCUCUCUCUGUACCAUCGUCAACAGGCGCGAUGAAGAGAUGAAGAUGGUGCUUCAGAAGCCCCGGAAAAAGAGCCCGGACAAAAUUAAAAACCCAGUCACAGUUGCCAAGGCGAUAACCAGCUCCUUAGCUAUGCUCCAGGGGCCCUUGGUUAACAAAACGUUAAUUGACAGGUGUCUAACGUGUUGCCUGUGUGGAAAGCCAGCAAAUUACCGUGAGCUGGGGGAUUUGUGUGGGCCCUACUUCCCAGAGGAUAGCAUCCCCCGCAAAAUCCUGUCAGCAAGACAUAUAGAAACCCAGAGGGAAAACCGAGAGAAAAUAAGCUCCAACAGUAGCAUCAGGGAACCAAGCAGCAGCACCCCAACAAGCGAAGGAGACCCCGGCUUCAAAAAGGAAGUUAGUAAAAAGGUGGAUAUGGAGACAGUCACAAAGGAGGGCAGUAGUAGUAGUGGUGGGAGUUAUCAUCAUCAGCCCCACCCCCACCAUUGGCGCCCCAGGAGGGCAGAGAGGGCACCAGCGGAGGGCGGAAGCACGCACCGGCCCACCUUACGGGAUCGGUUCAGGAGGAUGCAGAAGCUCCAGGGGGAGAGGAGGGCUGCGGAGGCCACAGCUGGUGGUCAGGAAGGGGGCAAUGGAGGGGGAGGCCUCCUUCAGAGACUGCAGGGGGAGGCUGAGGCUAAGGAACACUGGGCCCAUGAGAACUGUGCUAUCUGGACCAAUGGGAUCAUCAUGGUGGCCGGGAGGCUGUACGGCCUGAAAGAGGCUGUUCACACCUCUACAGAAACAAGCUGUUCCAAGUGCCAGAGAGUGGGCGCGUCCAUCAGCUGCUGCUGGAAAGGCUGCCCUAACAAAUACCACUACAUGUGCGCCAAGGAGAUAGGCUGCAUGUUCCAAGACGACAACUUUUCACUGAAAUGUCCGAAACACAAGACUGACAGACAAGGGUGAAAAUCUGGCUGCUGAUCAAAAAAGCAUCACGCCCACCUCUGCCAUUCCCUCGCUCCCUCCAUCUCUCUCUUCUCCUCUUCUCUCUUCACCCCCUGCCUUCCCCUCACUCCCUCCAUAUCUCUUUUCACCCCUGCC
Oncorhynchus gorbuscha (pink salmon) is the source of this 6552-nucleotide messenger RNA. Its product is annotated as retinoic acid-induced protein 1. The transcript has 5 exons. The coding region runs from base 1 to 6417 and encodes 2138 amino acids. The record is from RefSeq and is a predicted model, not a curated record. Gene Ontology annotation, cellular component: nucleus. Gene Ontology annotation, biological process: regulation of transcription by RNA polymerase II; circadian regulation of gene expression. NCBI's taxonomy places the organism in Eukaryota, Metazoa, Chordata, Actinopteri, Salmoniformes, Salmonidae.